Paracoccidioides brasiliensis Pb18 is the source of this 1110-nucleotide messenger RNA. RefSeq lists its product as uncharacterized. The record is from RefSeq and is a predicted model, not a curated record. The transcript has 6 exons. Bases 1 to 1110 code for a protein of 369 amino acids. Gene Ontology annotation, molecular function: arylformamidase activity.
AUGUCAUCAACUAAGAAAAGAGUUGCCCAGGUUGCUGGCAUGCUCACAGACGCGAAGUCUCCUGAUCAGCUGCCCUGGGAUCCUGAUAUCACAAACCUCCCUCUUCGUAAGGAUCUGCCUAAGAUCCCCGGUGCUCCUGAGGGCGCCGCUUGGGUUUGGGGGAAAGAUGACUAUGUUGGUAGACUGAAUCUGCUUACACCAAAGCGAGUCAAGGCCGCCGCAGAAGAGAUCAAGACAGGCGAGAUUGUGCCUCUUGACCUUCCGUUGAACGUCCCAGAACAGCCUGGAUUUGGUCGUGAGAAAUUUGUCCACACCAUCAAGGCCCUGGUUCCAGGAAUCGCCUAUGACGAUAAAUACGAGCUCAACACUCAGAGCGGAACCCAGUGGGAUGGCUUUAGACAUUUUGCUCACAGAGCGUCUCAAACAUUUUAUAACGGGACCACGGGAGACGACAUCAUGGGCCCCAAUUCCAACCACAAAUGCAGCAUCCACCACUGGGCCAAUACCGGCAUCGCCGGGCGUGGCGUCCUCCUCGACUACCGCACCUACGCCAAAGCCAACGGUAUCAACUACGAUCCUUACACCUCGCACGCUAUCACUUUUGACGAGCUCAUGAAGUGCGGUAAGGCCCAGGGCAUCGACAUCCGCCCUGAGUCUCAGGGUGGAGAUAUCAAGGUCGGCGAUAUCCUCCUAGUCCGCUCAGGGUUUGUCGAGAGUUACUAUGAACGUACUCCGGAGGAACGCACGAAGCUAGCUUUGCGGGGGCAUGCCCCUGAAAAGUUAAAGGAGGGUGACAGGGAGCAGUCUGAGAAGGAGCAGUAUGCCGGGUUGGCGCAGGAAGAGGCCAUUAUCGACUGGCUGCAUGACUGCUACUUUGCUGCCGUCGCGGGAGACGCCCCGUCCUUCGAACGCUGGCCAACCCCAGUCUCAUACUUCUUGCAUGAGUAUAUCCUUGCGUUAUGGGGUAUGCCUUUAGGCGAGAUGUGGGAUCUGGAGCGUCUGGCAGGGAAAUGUCGCGAGAGGGGGAGGUGGUUCUUCUUUGUGACAAGUGCCCCUGCAAAUGUCCCUGCUGGCGUGAGUUCCCACCCCAACGCAACGGCAAUCUUCUAA